Racocetra fulgida is the source of this 576-nucleotide messenger RNA. The record is from the annotation of a GenBank genome assembly. NCBI's taxonomy places the organism in Eukaryota, Fungi, Glomeromycota, Glomeromycetes, Diversisporales, Gigasporaceae.
AUGCCUAAAGUAGACAAGCAAAAGCCCACACCGGAAGAAGUUAUAGCAUUACAGAGAAAAUCUGUUGUAGAAAAUAUAUAUAAAUCUACUUUAAAUUGGAUUAAUCAGUUUGAAAAAUAUCAUAAAGAUACUAAUCUUCCUGGUAAAUUAUCUGAUAUUUCAGAUUCAAAGCAACUUGAAGAAGAACUUUGUAAAUACUUUACUGUAUGUCACAAGGCUAAUGGUGAUGAAUAUUCUGUAACAUCCCUUCAAUCUGCAAUUAAUGCAUUUAAUCAGUAUUUUAAUGAUAAGACAAGCAAAAUUAAACUGAUUGACUUAAAUAAUAAAAAAGCAUAUCCUGAUCUUUGGCAAACAUUAAAUGGAAAAAUUAAAACAUUGUCUGCAAGUGGAUAUGGAGAAACUAAUGGGUCUGAUGCUUUAACUAUCGAUGAAGUUCAAAGAAUUUUAUUGCAUCCUCAAACAUCAAAUCUUGAAAGCCCUGGUAUCGCUGAAACAUUUUCUAUUCCACCUAUCUUUGAUAUUAUUGAAUCAUAUGAUAAAUAUAUAGCCAAAUGUCCUCCUAAUGCUGAUUCUUAA